Messenger RNA from Stylonychia lemnae, 588 nucleotides. Lineage: Eukaryota; Ciliophora; Spirotrichea; Sporadotrichida; Oxytrichidae. The record is from the annotation of a GenBank genome assembly.
AUGAGAAAACUAGCCAUUAUACGAAAGUAAAUUGAUGAAUAAGUGGAGGAUAUCCAUUAGCGAAGGUUAGCAGAAGAUCCUGAAAUAAUGUUUGCUCACAUCGCAUCAUUUGACAAAAUAGAGUAACAGAGGGCUCAUCUCAAACAUCUUUAAGAAACGAGAAAGCAGAUAAACAUGUUUAAGGGGCCAUUUUAAAAAGUUAUCAAAAAUAUGCUAAUUACAAAACCUUUAAAACAGUAGAGGGCCAAGAGAAAUAACUCACUUCUGCAAAAUCUAUUAGAAAAACCUAGUACUAGUCAAUCUAAUGCAAUAUAAGAGACUAAGAAAUAGUUUGAAGAUCUUAGUAUGCCUGUCAAAGCUGUAAUACCUUAAAUCACUACAGUUAAGAUUGCGGAUGAUUUGAAAUUGAGAAUACCUUAAAACUUUGACUUACUCUAUCAGAAUGCUGGAUAAAAUGGAAAGGGUCCAUCCAAGAUAAUGAUGGAGUAAGAGGAAUAUGAGAAGAUGUCUUUUAUUGAGAAGAAACUGGGUACUGGAAAUAGCUACAAGCAAGAAGCUCUUUUGAUGCUAGUGAACCAUAUUGGUUGA